Molecule: messenger RNA, 1590 nt
Organism: Morus notabilis
Lineage: Eukaryota; Viridiplantae; Streptophyta; Magnoliopsida; Rosales; Moraceae
Product: putative branched-chain-amino-acid aminotransferase 7
Exons: 10
Coding region: 392-1462 (356 amino acids)
Biological process (GO): branched-chain amino acid metabolic process
Molecular function (GO): branched-chain-amino-acid:2-oxoglutarate transaminase activity
Source: RefSeq, a predicted model, not a curated record
CUGUUUCUUCUUUGCCCUCGAUUUACCGCUACGACCUCCUUUGUCUGGCGAUUCACUGUUCAAGGUCGUCCUUGAAGAAAUAGUGGUCGGUCCUCUCUUUUGUUUUUUCUUCUCCUCUCCUCCUUCUUCUAGGUUUUUCUCGCUUCUCUUCGCAGAAGCUUGAAGAAAUGGAAGCUUGAUCUUCACCGGAGGGAACACCCAGAUAGACUUGCUUACCCCCUGCGAGGGAACCCGUGGUGGAGCAAUUUAACUGGAUUAGAAAAAGGAUAUAUUUCCACUUAGCUAUGAGCUAGACCUAACGAGCUUCCCUUCGACUACCGGAAAGAGGAGUUUACCACCGCCUACGCCUACGUAUUCCACUCACUCUAUCAAGUCCUUCAGUUUUGCAGAUAUGGCUCCUCCUCCUGUGCAAACAAGCGGUGAAACUACACCCCACAGAGAUGGCGAACAAUACGCCAAUGUCAACUGGGAUGAGCUUGGAUUUGAUGCUGUUCCAACUGAUUAUAUGUACGUGAUGAAAUGCUCAAUAGAAGAAGGAGAUUUUUCCCAUGGAAAGCUUAUUCCUUACGGGAAUAUCGAGCUGAGCCCAUCUGCUGGAGUCCUCAACUAUGGACAGGGAUUAUUCGAAGGUCUCAAAGCAUACAGAAGAGAAGAUGGUCGUAUACAGCUAUUUAGGCCAGAACAGAACGCCCUGCGCAUGAAGAUGGGAGCAGAAAGAAUGUGCAUGUUAUCACCAACUGUUGAGCAAUUUGUUGACGCUGUAAAACAAACAGUUAUAGCCAACAACCGUUUCGUCCCACCUCCGGGGAAAGGAGCACUGUAUCUGAGGCCUCUGCUCAUGGGAAGUGGACCUCUUCUAGGACUGGCUCCGGCACCAGAAUAUACUUUCUUAAUAUUUGCUUCUCCGGUUGGUAAUUAUCACAAGGGUCGGCCAGCUCUCAAAUUGUUUGUAGAGGACAAGCUCCAAAGAGCAAUGCCUGGAGGAACUGGAGGUGUCAAGUCUAUCACCAACUACUCACCUGUUUACCUAGCACAAACUAAAGCAAAAGCCAAAGGGUACUCUGAUGUCUUAUUCUUAGAUUCUGCGCAUGGAAAAUAUGUAGAAGAGCUUGCUGUAUGUAACAUUUUCAUAGUGAAGGGUAACGUUGUCUCAACACCAGCAAUACAGGGUACAAUUCUUCCCGGGGUCACACGUAAGAGCAUCAUUGAGAUUGCUCUUGGUUUUGGUUACCAGGUUGAGGAACGUCUGAUCCCAGUGGAGGAUUUGCUUGAAGCUGAUGAAGUUUUCUGCACCGGAACUGCCGUGAUCGUUAAUUCUGUUGGUGGUGUAACUUAUCAGGAUAAAAGGGUUGAAUAUAAAACGGGGAAAGAGACACUGUCUAAGAAACUGUAUGAAACACUAAUAGGAAUUCAAACAGGGCGUGUUGAGGACAAGAUGGGGUGGACCCUUGAGGUCAACUGAGCUUUUAACUGAAAGAAAAGAAAAAUAAAUCUCGUUUUCUUUUAAGUGCAAUGGUUAUAAAGAAGGUUUGUAAUUCAGCAAAAUAAAUAAAUAAAUAAAUAAAUAAAGGUUUGUAAUUGUACUUGUUA